AGAAAAGAACGGGAAAAGCAUAAAUAGCAAAACAAAAGUUGAAAGGUAUUUGAGGAAUCCCACUUCACUACCAAAAUGUGUUUGACCCAAGUCGUAUGAUUCUGGCAAAUGGAGUCAAGCAUCUUGGAGUCAGUGGGUACUGAGAUCAUCGGAGUUAUGUCUCCGGUGUCUCUUUGCAUGCUUCUGGUUGUUCUUUUAGUUUAUUCCCUCUCUUCUUCCAAUCCCCUUUCUGAACCUCCCAUUCGCACUGCUGCCAAUCUCGUCUACAUCGAAAACCCUCUAGACUCCACCACCCAGAAGCUCGAAGGUGCCCUCCUCAACGCCUUGGUCUUUGUUGUUCUUAUUGCCAUCGUCACCUUCUUGCUUGUCAUCCUUUAUUAUUACAAUUUCACCAACUUCUUGAAGAAUUACAUGCGCUUCUCCGCCUUCUUCGUAUUGGGUACAAUGGGUGGUUCUAUCUUUUUGUCAAUCAUUCAGCAUUAUACGAUACCUGUUGAUUCUAUAACAUGUUUUGUGCUGCUUUUCAAUUUUACUGUUGUGGGUGUGUUGUCGGUGUUUUCGGGUGGGAUACCCAUUGUGUUGAGGCAAGGGUAUAUGGUGUGCUUGGGAAUUUUUGUGGCAGCUUGGUUUACGAAGUUGCCAGAGUGGACUACAUGGACUUUGUUGGUGGCAUUAGCUGUUUAUGAUUUGGUCGCAGUUUUGGCACCUGGUGGCCCACUUAAGUUGUUGGUGGAGUUGGCCUCAAGCCGGGAUGAGGAGCUUCCUGCUUUGGUUUAUGAAGCUCGGCCAACUGUUUCGAUUAGUGAGAGAACUCAAAGGUCUGGUAUGGGCCCCUUGGUUGGUGGGGUUUCUGAUUCUGGGUCUGUGGAGUUGCAGGCUGUGUCUAGGGACAAUGUGGAUCAAAGAGAAAACUGUGGGAAUCCUGAGUAUCCUGUGCUGAAUGUGAAUAGUUUUGGGAGUGUGGAACAUGAAAGGAAUGACGAUGCAGUGGAGAGGCUGCCGUUGGUGGGUCAUUUGAGGGAAGGAUAUGGAUCAAGUAGUGGUUCAUCAUCUGAGUAUUCAACAGUGAUUGUCAAUAGGGAAAAUGAGAUUGUUGUGGAGGAGGAGAUGUCACCUCUUGUUGAUAGGAAUGGGUCGGGGGAGCCAACAAGGAGGGAUGGCUUGGAGGACAGCAUGGAAGUGAGUAGAGGUAUCAAACUUGGUCUUGGAGACUUUGUUUUUUACAGUGUUCUUGUGGGGAGGGCUGCUAUGUAUGAUUUGAUGACAGUAUAUGCUUGUUACCUGGCAAUUAUAUCUGGACUUGGGUGUACUCUGAUUUUGCUGUCUGUGUGCCGUCAAGCUCUUCCUGCCCUUCCUAUAUCUAUUACAUUGGGUAUACUAUUUUACUUCUUGACUCGGUUGUUGAUGGAACCUUUUGUUGUUGGUACAGCAACAAACUUGAUGAUGUUUUGAUUCUUAAUUUUUUGAAAAUGAUUGCAGUGUAUAAAGAAAUGAAAUUUUUAUUGACAUGAGUUUUCCAUAUGUAGUGGAAAUUGUUCACUCAUGAUCAAUCUUUCUUUAGUGCUUAUGUAAGCUUCCCCUAAUUUGUGUUGUGACCAGAUAGUACAGCAUAUUGAAGACAAUCUGGUAAGUAGCUUUUUUGGCCAUAUAUAAAAUUUAGAACUGAUGAUUAAGCUUUGACUUGA
Messenger RNA from Mangifera indica (mango), 1685 nucleotides. RefSeq names its product presenilin-like protein At1g08700. Gene Ontology annotation, molecular function: aspartic endopeptidase activity, intramembrane cleaving. Gene Ontology annotation, biological process: protein processing. Lineage: Eukaryota; Viridiplantae; Streptophyta; Magnoliopsida; Sapindales; Anacardiaceae. The record is from RefSeq and is a predicted model, not a curated record. The coding region runs from base 109 to 1452 and encodes 447 amino acids. Gene Ontology annotation, cellular component: membrane; nucleus. The transcript has 2 exons.